UUUUGAAAUAUUGCUGUUCCGGUUUAUAAAAGGAAGACAACCGUCUUAUGACUCCUUUGGCCUGAGCCGCCGCUUUGCAGAGCUUCAGAGAUCCGGUAUUUUACUUCAGAUUCUACCGGUGAGGAACAGCCAAUACUGCACGAGCUGCUGUUCUUGGCAGUGCCUGACCGCUUGGGACAUGUCUUACAAUAAUCCAUACCGAAAACCGCAAGAUGAUUUCACCACAAGCCAGGACAUGUACCCGGACUCUCAACGUACGUAUCACCGAGAAUCUGGUGCUUACAGGUCAAGAGUCGGCACCACAUCUCCAGAGCAGAUUUACUCUGCACUGUCUCUUACCUCAGAAGAGUUGUCUUCUAUUCCACCUGGUAAGGCUUUGUCCUUUCUGCAAAGCUGCGGAUUAGAUGCUGGGGACCUUAAAACUCUUGCUGAGCUCCCAGAGCAUCUCAUCUCUGCUGAGAAACUUCCAGAGCUUCUCGGCGAGAUCAAAAAUAAGAAAGCUGCCAACAUGUCUUCAUCUAGGUCCAGCACACUCCAACACGGUUCAUCAAGUCACUCCUGGGAGGAUAGGAGAUACACUGAACCGGUUGAGUAUUCCUUAGAUUUACCUGUUCAUCAGUCAUAUUCCCAUCAUCAAGAGCAAGCUCAGACCUUGGAUGACCAGUGGGGAAAUGCCCAACCAGCUAGCUCUUCAGCACACACAUACACAACUUCUGAGUCAAAUUUUGUGGUUGAAUACAACCAUCUAAAAGACAAAGACACUUAUUUCGAUAAAGCGCCUUAUGCUACUGAAUCUUCAAGGCAGAAAACGGCAGCUGUGUCACAGUCUUACUCUAACUACAGCAGGGACGACAGUCAACCCGCAUAUUUGUCCAGCAUAGAUGUCGGGCGACCGUCACAACUCUCCAGCAGAGAUGUCGGACAGUCCUCAAACUUAUCCAGCAGAGAUGUCGGGAAACCGUCGUAUGUGUCCAGCAAAGAUUUCGGGCAACCGUUGUAUCUGUCCAGCAGAGAUGUUGGUCAAUCCUCACACCUGUCCAGCAGAGAUGUUGGGAAACCAUCAUAUCUGUCCAGCAAAGAUGUCGGGCAACCGUCGUAUCUGUCCAGCAAAGAUGUUGGGCAACCAUCGUAUCUGUCCAGCAAAGAUGUCGGGCGACCGUCGUACCUGUCCAGCAGAGAUGUCGUGCAACCGUCGUAUCUGGCCAGCAAAAAUGUUGGGCAACCAUCGUAUCUGGUCAACAAAAAUGUCGGGCAACCGUCGUAUCUGGCCAGCAAAAAUGUCGGGCAACCGUCGUAUCUGGCCAGCAAAAAUGUCGGGCAACCGUCGUAUCUGGCCAGCAAAAAUGUCGGGCAACCGUCGUAUCUGGCCAGCAAAAAUGUCGGGCAACCGUCGUAUCUGGCCAGCAAAAAUGUUGGGCAACCAUUACCGCUGAUCCCAAACCUGUUCAGCAGAAGUGUUGGACAACUCUCAAACCUGUCUAGCAGAGAUGGCGGGCAAUCUUCUUUUAUAUCCAAUAGAGAUGCUAGCCGUUCCCCACACCAGACCAGCAGAAAGAGUCAACCUUCACACCUCUCCGGCAGAAAUGUUGGUCAGUCAUCUCAUCACCGGAAGACAGGGGUUCAUAAGGUGCCAACCAGGAAGGAGGCGUCCGACUUCCAUGGAAGAACUCCACCAGUAUUUCCCUAUGCUUGCGUACUCUGCGAGAUCACUGUUCUCUCUAACAAGGACUGGUCUGUGCAUAUAAACGGACCUCAGCAUGCUAAUAGUCAACUCAGUCUUGUGGAAAGAUAUCCAGAAUGGGAUCAGAAGAUCCAUUCAGCUCGCAGGAACGAGUCUGUUCCUGAGAAGCCACUAUCUAGAACCACACAGGAGCGAGGUGAAACAUCAAGCAGUAGAAAUGGUUCCUCGAGCAGCAGGAGCGGAUUGUCAGGCAGUAAAAGCAGCAAUAACCUGAAUAAAACAGAAGUGAAUGAGAAGUGCAAAAUGGUGUGUGUAAAGUUCGAGGUGGAUGAAGUGAAUGAAGCUUACCUGAAACAACUGCUUGGCCAGUUUGGAGCGAUUGUCAAAUUGACGAUGUUUUCUAGGAUGGCUUUUGUGGAGAUGGGAUCAACAGACCAGGCGGGGGAUGUAGUGAAAUAUUUCCUUCAAAACCCCUUGAAGGUCAAGGGCAAGCUGCUAGAAUUUUCCCUAUCGUCGUUGUCAUCAUGCAGUAUGAUCCAGACUUCUUGUGUGGUGAGCUUCAUGCCAUUACCUGCUGGAGAAGGCGUGAGCUCCGAGUUGAUCGCCAUUGCGAAGCGCUUUGGAUCAGUAAAACAUUCCCUGUUUUUGCCAAGCCGGGGUUAUGUGGAGAUGGGCAGUCCUCAAGAAGCCAGCAAAUUGGUGGAGCAUUAUUCCACCAAUUCACUGAAAUUGAAAGGAAAAACCAUCCACGUUAGCUUCUCAGCGGAGUACCUGAAACUUGGUCCUGAGAAAGAAGAACCCGUACCCAGGAGCAGCAACAGGAGGAGGAGGAGUUUAAGCCUACAAAGAAGAUCCCACAGUUCUCGAAGAGACUCUCCCAGUCCCAAACGAAGGUCCUCUGUAGAGACAUCCAGGUCCCGCAGGAGUUCUGACCCCAGGAAACGGCGACGCUCCAAAGAAAAGUCAGGACGGGAUCAUUUAUCUAGAUCUCGUUCCAGAAAAUCACCUUCCAAAGACCAAAGCAAGCAAACUGCCGAGAGUGCAGAGGAAAAAACCGAAGACAAGAUAGAUCAAUCUGAUACCCUGUGUGAUGACAGUGAUCUCGAAGGCGUGGCUGUUAUAGCAGAUGAUUGUGAAGAGCUUAACUCAGAAGAUGAAGAGUACAUUGAAAUCGAUCAGGAAGAUGAUCAAGAAGAUGAUGAGGAUCAAGGUUCCUCAGUGGCUCUGGAUGAACAGGAUGAAUCUGAAGACAUGCAGGAUGUGAAAGAGUCCGAUGAUAUAGCUACAGAUGUAGACACGACAAAAUCAGAGAGUGUUUUAAAAGAUACAAUUGCAGAUGAAUCAAGUGAGUGCAAGGAUGCCAAAGAGCUUCAAGAAAACCAAGAAGCAACAAAAGAGGAAACUGUAGAAGGUACAGAUGGGUCACUAGAGUGUAAAGAAGCACAAGAGCUUCAAGAAAACCAAGAAAUAAAACAAGAGGAAAGUGUAGAAAGUACAGAUGGGUCACUGGAGUGUAAAGAAGCACAAGAGCUUCGAGAACAAAAAGAAAUAAAAAAAGAGGAAAGUGUUGGAAGUACAGAUGGGUCACUGGAGUGUAAAGAAGCACAAGAGCUUCGAGAACAAAAAGAAAUAAAAAAAGAGGAAAGUGUUGGAAGUACAGAUGGGUCACUGGAGUGUAAAGAAGCCGAAGAGCUUCAAGAAAACCAAGGUAUACAAAAAGACAAAUCUGUGGACAUUUCAGAUGGAUCUACUGAGGAAGAUAAGGAGCCUCAGCAAAACCAACAAGCAACAAAAGACGAUACUGUGGAAAGUACAGAUGGAUCACUGGAGUGUAAGGAAGCCCAAGAGCUUCAAGAAAGCCAAGAAGCAACAAAAGAGGAAACUAUGGAAAUUGCAGAUGGAUCAAUGGAGUCUAGGGAAGUCCAGGAACUACAAGAAAGCCCAGAAGUACAAAAAGACGAAACUGUGGAAAUCUCAGAUGUACCAAGUGAAUGUAAGGAACCCGAAGAGCUUCAACAACACAAAGAAGUGCAAAAAGACAAUACAGAUGCAAUGGAACAGGAGGCGUCAGAUGUACCUGUGAAUCUGGAUAGUUGCAUUACCCUAGACAAAUUUAAAGAGGAAAUGACCGAGAAAGGUGAUGCAGAGGAGAUCGCUACUCCAAGCACUGGGGAAGAGUAUGGCAGGGUCCUUGAGGUGAAAGGUUUUCCUCCAGCUAAAAAAUAUAAUGAAGAUGAUUUGCUGAACAUUGGCAAAAAGUGUGGAGAAGUGGCAGGCUGUUGUCUAGUUCGCAACCAUCGAAAGGUGGAGAAGGCAUUAAUUGAGAUGGUGAAUGCUACUGAUGCUUCUAAACUGGAAGCUGAGUCUAAACGGCAGAGCUUUAAACUUGGUGGCAAAGUCUUAAGGAUAACGGUGUCAACCAAAUACACCCAUAUAAAAAAAAGAGUAAGCGUUGAAUCUGAUUCUGAGAAAGCAGACGGUGAGACGCAUGUUGAAGAGAAAAAUGAGGAAGUCGUGCAUGGGGAAGAAAAGAAUGAAGAAGUCAUGGAUGUAGAAGAGAAGAACGAAGAAGUCAUGGAUGUAGAAGAGAAGAACGAAGAAGUCAUAGAUGUAGAAGAGAAGAACGAAGAAGUCAUGGAUGUAGAAGAGAAGAACGAGGAAGCCUCAUACUCAUCGACUCCCUGUGAGGAGAUAUCAGGAAUGCCUGCUGAGACACAGACCUCUGAAGAAUGUGCUGAAGCUCAAAAGGAAACCAACCUGGACACAAUAAUGCAAACAUCCAGUGAUGAGGAGGAAGAUUAUGGCAAAGUUCUCAGAAUCAGAAACCUUCCAUUCACUGAUGAAUACACGGAUGCAGACUUUGUAGGCAUUGCAGAACGGUAUGGAAAAGUAAGGCACCAUUGGCUGUUUCGCCCGGAUCAUAUGGGACUGAUUGAAAUGGAACAUGCAUCUGAUGCUCAGAAGGUUGUAGCUGCAGCCAACAACAAUGAAAUUUCAAUCGCCGGGAAACAUCCCAAGAUUAAAGUGUCGUUGAAACACAGCCAUUUAAAUAAAAGGUAUUUUCAACAUGGAUCCAUUAACGGUUCUUUACAAACACCUGCUGAUAUGGAGAAUGAAAAGGAUGAAUCCAAGACACCAAACCUUAAUGAUAAUGAAGGUGUGAACUUGGAGGAUGAGAAGCUGGUUGACAGAGCAGAAAAAAUGAUUGAAGAUUCACUGUUAGAUGAUGCCGUGGGCACAGAGUUUGUUCGGCCUGUGGUGGGCUACUUUUGCAGCUUGUGUAACGCCAUUUAUGCCAGUGAGGAAGAGGCCAAGAAUCAACAUUGUAGGACUGUCUUGCACCAUCAAAAGCACAAGGAACGCAUGGAGCAAAACGGUUCAACAUAAACCAGCCCAAUUCAGAAAUAAUGAAGUCCAGAGGAAAUGAGCUUCUUAUAGUUUAAUUGCUUUGCAAUGUACAUUGCCAUUUUAAUUUCGAUAUGAGUGUGGAAACAAAAAAAAGUGGGAUUUUAUGUUGGGGAAAAAAAGAAAAAAAUGUGUUUUGUAGUCAUGAAGCAUGUACUGUGCUACAGUGUAUUGUAUUACGUUUAUAAACAGUAAAGCAUUUUGCUCGAAAUAAAACACGGCUCCUGU
Triplophysa rosa is the source of this 5314-nucleotide messenger RNA. It is a transcript of the gene matr3l1.1, whose product is annotated as matrin 3-like 1.1. Gene Ontology annotation, molecular function: zinc ion binding; RNA binding. Lineage: Eukaryota; Metazoa; Chordata; Actinopteri; Cypriniformes; Nemacheilidae. The record is from RefSeq and is a predicted model, not a curated record. The transcript is spliced from 22 exons. Bases 179 to 5068 code for a protein of 1629 amino acids.